AUGCCUCAGCUACAGCUCGUAGCUGAGCUCCCUUCGCAUAGUGAACCAGCAUGGAACGUCACAUUCAACCCGACACGUUCGUUACUCGCAUCAUGUUCCACCGAUCGAACUAUCCGAUUAUUCUCUUAUAUCCUUCCCCAAACUCCUUCCGCUAGUGCUUUCCCCUCAUCAUCCGACCCUAAACCAGUAUUUAGCUUGAACAAAGUUAUUCCCACUGAACAUAAGCGAACAGUCAGGUCAAUAGCUUGGUCACCUGAUGGGAGAACAUUAGCAAGCGGAUCGUUCGAUUCUACAGUCGGAGUAUGGGAGGAAGUCAUUCCUUCUUCCGAUAACGAAGAUGAAGAUGAUGACGAAGGCGUAUUCAAACCUCAAAAAGCCCAGGCAGAAGGAAUAGAGGGUGGAGAUGAGAAAGAGUGGGAAUGCGUGACUACGCUUGAAGGUCAUGAGAGCGAGUGUAAGAGUGUAGCGUUUUCCAGCGAUGGAGCGCUGCUGGCGAGUUGUUCUAGAGAUAAAAGUGUCUGGGUAUGGGAAGUCCAACCGGACGCCGAUUUUGAGUGUAUAGCAGUGAUGAUGGAGCAUUCACAGGACGUAAAGUGUAUAGCAUGGCAUCCUCAUGAAGAGAUUUUAGCAUCAGCAUCAUAUGACUCCCAUAUUCAUCUAGCUUUCGACGAUCCCGACUCCGACUGGAUGAUCUUCCAGAAACUCCAUCCUAAAUUGACCCCCACUCCGCUCACCCUAUCCCCUGACUCCCCUGCGUCACUCAUCAAUGCUUUGAUACCCAGCCAAGAAGAGAAAGAAGCAGACAGGCAACUGGAUGUGCCUCCGUUAGAAGAAGACGAAACCGUCUGGAGUCUAGCUUUUAGUCCUGAUGGCAGUUAUCUAGCUAGUGGAGGUGAUUUGGGUGGAAUCAGGAUAUGGAAGAGGCAGGGUAAUCAGCCUGACUCAUCAUGGAUCGAGGUUCUCCACCUCACAGUUCACACCCGCUCGAUAUUCUCCUUAGCAUGGUCACCUUCACCUUCUCCAUCUCCCGAGUCUACCGAUCUUGGUCUCCUAGCUUCAGCAGGCGGAGAUGGCAAGAUCGUAGUCUUCCAGCUUACUUCUUCAGAAUCAGGAGUCAUGAUGAAACCCAUAGCAGCUAUCAAAGAUGCUCAUGGAGUUAGCGAUGUGAAUUCUGUAGGAUGGUGCUCAAGGGAAGAUAAGAAAGGUCUGGGGAUGUUGAGCUCAGCAGGUGAUGGUGGGAGUAUCAAAGUAUGGAGGGUUGUGAGUGAUGAUUGA
Molecule: messenger RNA, 1275 nt
Organism: Kwoniella mangroviensis CBS 8507
Lineage: Eukaryota; Fungi; Basidiomycota; Tremellomycetes; Tremellales; Cryptococcaceae
Exons: 4
Coding region: 1-1275 (424 amino acids)
Biological process (GO): iron-sulfur cluster assembly
Cellular component (GO): cytosolic [4Fe-4S] assembly targeting complex
Molecular function (GO): protein binding
Source: RefSeq, a predicted model, not a curated record